CGAGUUGAAAUAAUUCUCCUCGGCCUUCUUUCAGUUCUGCGUCAGGAUGUUGCAGACGUUUCCCGGAGCGUUGCUAUCCCCCACUUGAUGAAAAGAACUACAGAGCAGUCAACAAAUUGACCAGUGACAAAAAAAAUGAGUAAACAUUUAUAUUAACUGUCAUUCGACGUGUUAAAUAGGAACCACACACAUCUUGCUUAUGUCUGACUCCACCUGUUUGUAUUCAAUUGUGUAAGACGCCCAAAAAAUACACAUAAAUACGAAGGCUCUUUUGAGCGAGGUGUCUAGUACUGCGUGAGAGGACGUCUUCCCGUUUUUCAGACGAGUAAGUGAACGCAGCAGUAGCUCAUUUGCGCGCCAUGGACGCGCAAAUGACGCGAAAGGAGGCUCCUGGAAAAAAAGAAGAAAAAAAAGAAAAUGCAUCUGAGUGGGCGGGACAUCAGAUCCCUCUGUGUGACUUCUUAUCUUUUACCUUCACGGUUCGGCGACGCUCUUCUCUCUUCUGUCCGGCUCCGAGCUGAGUGAACCGUCUCCAAGGGCAGCCUUUCUGCACGUCCAGUUUGAAAAAAUCCAACUCUUGAUCCACAAUGGCAGCGAUCGGAAACCGUGGAACAGUGACCGAGGCGACGGGUUUCGACCCAGAAGCUGAUGCCCAGAGGCUCAGAGGAGCCAUGAAGGGAGUUGGCACUGAUGAGGCAGCAGUCAUCGAAGUCCUAGCGCACCGUACCAUUGCCCAGAGGCAGCGCAUCAAAGAGGCCUACAAACAAGCAGUUGGCAAGGACCUGGCCGAUGAGCUGUCCACGGAGCUGAGUGGCAACUUCUGCAGUGUGGUUCUAGGCCUGCUGAUGCUGGCCCCCGUGUACGAUGCCUACGAGCUGAGGAAUGCAAUGAAGGGGGCUGGAACAGAAGAGGCCGGUCUCAUCGAUAUUCUCGCUUCAAGGACAAACGCCGAAAUAAAAACCAUCAAUGCGUUCUACAAGAAAGAAUACGAGAAAGACCUGGAAGACGCCGUGUGUGGGGACACGUCUGGAAUGUUUCAGAGAGUCUUGGUCUCUUUGCUCACAGCAGGACGGGAUGAAAGCAAUAAGGUGGACGAGGCCCAGGCUGUUCAAGAUGCCAAGGAUAUCUAUGAGGCUGGCGAGGCUCGAUGGGGCACGGACGAGGUCAAAUUCCUCACGGUGCUUUGUGUGAGGAACCAAAACCAUCUGAUGCGAGUGUUCGACGAAUAUCAGAAGGUUUCUGGGAGGGACAUUGAGGACAGCAUUAAGAGGGAGAUGUCUGGCUGUCUGGAGGAAGCCUUCCUGGCCAUAGUGAAAUGCAUGAAGAGCAAGCCAGCGUUCUUUGCAGAGCGGUUGUACAAAUCGAUGAAGGGGCUGGGCACCACGGAUAGUGUCCUCAUCAGAAUUAUGGUUGCCAGGGCUGAGAUUGACAUGUUGGACAUUAAGGCACAGUUCCUGAAGAUGUAUGGCAAGACUCUCUACUCCUUCAUCAAGGGGGACACAUCUGGCGACUACCGCAAAAUCCUGCUGGAGCUGUGCGGAGGCGAGUAAAAGAAACACCAGAGCAACAUCCAGCUCUGUCUUCAUUCUGCAGACCACAUCAUGAGCUCUUUUUUCUCUUCAUCCUUUUUUUCACAUACUUUUCUUUACAUUUCACUUACUGUUUGUAAUAACCAUUAAACCACUUUUUUUUUUCUUUUA
Molecule: messenger RNA, 1700 nt
Organism: Scophthalmus maximus (turbot)
Lineage: Eukaryota; Metazoa; Chordata; Actinopteri; Pleuronectiformes; Scophthalmidae
Gene: anxa4
Product: annexin A4
Exons: 13
Coding region: 588-1550 (320 amino acids)
Biological process (GO): negative regulation of coagulation
Cellular component (GO): cytoplasm
Molecular function (GO): calcium-dependent phospholipid binding; calcium ion binding
Source: RefSeq, a predicted model, not a curated record